AUGCUUACCAUAUCUGCAGCAAUUCUUUUUGUUUCUGAAAAAUUAGGAAAUUUUUGGUGUCGAUUGUUCCUCAGGGAAAUGAAAAAGCUCUUGAAAGGAAUAAAACCUUUGAAAAUAACUCUGAAUUUAUUUGAAAAAAUUCAUAUUCAAAAGGAUCGGAUUGAAAUCGAUGAUAUCAUGAAAGUUUGCGUCGGAAAUUAG
Molecule: messenger RNA, 201 nt
Organism: Funneliformis geosporum
Lineage: Eukaryota; Fungi; Glomeromycota; Glomeromycetes; Glomerales; Glomeraceae
Source: the annotation of a GenBank genome assembly